Lycium barbarum (goji berry) is the source of this 774-nucleotide messenger RNA. RefSeq lists its product as uncharacterized. The transcript has 2 exons. The record is from RefSeq and is a predicted model, not a curated record. NCBI's taxonomy places the organism in Eukaryota, Viridiplantae, Streptophyta, Magnoliopsida, Solanales, Solanaceae. The coding region runs from base 1 to 774 and encodes 257 amino acids.
AUGGAUCUGCCACAAGGAUUUCACAGUCAGGGGGAGAAUUUAGUAGACAGACUGGUGAAAUCCUUGUAUGGAUUAAAACAGCAAAGUCAACAUGAUCAUUCACUCUUUACCAAACACUCAAAACAAGGCACUGUGAUCAUACUUGUUUAUGUGGAUGAUAUGCUAAUUGCAGGAGACAGUUUGGAACAGAUUCUAGAAACCAAAACGGCCUUACAAAAUGCCUUUAAGAUGAAAGACUUGGGUGAACUAAAGUAUUUCCUUGGAAUUGAAUUUGCAAGGUCAAGUAAAGGAAUCACUAUGCAUAAAAGGAAAUAUGCUUUAGAACUUACUUCUGAGGCUGGACUAGCAGCGUCAAAACCAGCAAAUACACCAAUUGAUAUCAAUGUCAAGUUAACAUCUAGACAAUAUGAUGAAACUAUCAAAGAUAAAGUCUACAUAGAGGAGGAUCCUCUUACUGAUCAAAGUGGUUAUCACAGGCUUAUACGGAAGCUUUUGUAUCUAACAGUAACAAGACCAGAUAUCUCUUUUGCAGUUCAAACCUUGAGUCAAUUUCUACAAGAUCCAAAGAAAUCUCAUAUGGAUGUAGCACUGAGAAUUAUGAGAUAUAUUAAGAAGCAACCUGGGCAAGGAUUGCUCCUAUCUAGCAAGUUUAGAAAUGAAAUAACCGAAUUUUGUGAUGCAGAUUGGGCUUCAUGCCCCAUUACCAGAAGAUUUGUUACAGGAUUCAUGAUAAAAUUUGGAGACUCUCUUGUAUCUUGGAAAUCAAAAAAGUAG